Messenger RNA from Penicillium salamii, 2127 nucleotides. The record is from the annotation of a GenBank genome assembly. NCBI's taxonomy places the organism in Eukaryota, Fungi, Ascomycota, Eurotiomycetes, Eurotiales, Aspergillaceae.
AUGACUGUCGAGAUCCAAAACGGCGUUAGCGCCUCUUCCGCGUUGCCUCUGGUGCACAAGCUCUCCAAGGACCAUGAUCUGGUGCUGAAGACCUUCCGUCUGCUCAUCGCAGAUCUUUGCCAGCAGUUCAAUGGCGGACACCCUGGUGGCGCCAUUGGUAUGGCUGCAAUUGGUGUUUCGCUGUGGAAAUACGUGAUGCGCUAUGCACCCCACUCCCCGGGCUUUUUUAACCGGGACCGAUUCGUUCUGUCAAACGGCCACACAUGUCUUUUCCAAUAUUCAUUCCUCCACCUUACUGGCUACAAGGCUAUGACCUUUGAGCAGCUCAAGUCAUACCACUCAGAUCGCGUUGACGCGCUGUGUCCAGGCCACCCAGAAAUUGAACAUGAAGGCAUUGAAGUCACUACUGGACCCCUAGGCCAGGGUAUCGCAAACGCGGUGGGUCUGGCUAUGGCAACAAAGAACCUGGCGGCCACCUACAACCGCCCCGGAUUUGACGUGGUGAACAACCACACUUGGUGUAUGAUUGGUGACGCCUGUCUGCAGGAGGGUGUCGGCCUGGAAGCCAUCUCAUUGGCCGGACACUUUCGUCUGAACAACCUCACCGUCAUCUAUGAUAACAACCAGAUCACUUGCGAUGGAUCCGUCGAUCUCACCAACACCGAAGAUGUGAACGCCAAGAUGCGUGCAUGUGGAUGGAACGUGAUUGAGGUCUCCGACGGCUGCUUUGAUAUCGAGGGCAUCGUCCGUGCUUUGGAGGAGGCUCGCUCAUCCAAGGACAAGCCCACCUUCAUCAACAUUAAGACUGUUAUUGGCUUGGAUAGCAGUGUGGCUGGAACCGCGGUUGCCCACGGUGCCGCCUUCGGUGCCAAGAGCAUCGUGGAUAUGAAAACUGCAUAUGGAUUCAACCCGGAGGAGCACUUCGUCAUUGGGGACACUGUUCGCAAAUUCUUCCAGGGACUUCCCGAGCGUGGCGAGCAGUGGGUCCAGGAAUGGGACCAGCUGGUGAGCGAAUAUACCAGCAAAUAUCCCGAGCUGGGAGCCAACUUCCAAGCUCGUGUUCGCGGCGAGCUUCCCGCGAACUGGCAGGACAACAUCCCCGCCAGCUUCCCAGACAAGCCCACAGCCACCCGAGCCGCGUCUGGGUUGGUGUUCAACCCAAUUGCUAAGGAGGUCAACUCCUUCAUGGUUGGAACAGCAGACCUUUCACCGUCAGUUAACAUGAUCUGGCCUGGAAAGGUGGACUUCCAGCAUCCCGAUCUCCGUACCACAUGUGGGAUCAACGGUGAUUAUUCAGGUCGCUAUAUCCACUACGGUGUACGCGAGCAUGCAAUGGCUGCCAUCUCCAACGGCUUGGCUGCCUAUUCCCCCAACACAAUCAUUCCAGUGACCUCCACCUUCUUCAUGUUCUACCUAUACGCUGCUCCUGCUGUCCGAAUGGGCGCACUCCAGCACCUGCAGAUCAUUCACGUUGCCACACAUGACUCCAUUGGUAUGGGCGAGGAUGGUCCCACUCACCAGCCGAUUGAGCUGGCUAAUCUAUACCGUGCAAUGCCGAACCUGUUGUAUAUCCGCCCUGGUGAUAGCGAAGAAACAGCCGGUGCCUGGAUCGCUGCCAUCGGUGCCAAGAACAACCCCAGUAUCAUCUCUACCUCUCGCCAGACUCUACCCCAGCUUGCUCAAACCCGCCGGGAUAGCGUGGCGCUUGGUGCAUAUGUCCUGUCGGAAGCGGAAUCAGCUACCGUGACUCUGAUCGGCGUUGGAGCCGAGCUUUCGUUUGCAUUGGAGGUUGCCGCCCAGCUCAAGACCCAGAAAGGAAUCACUGCACGUGUGGUCAGCUUCCCCUGUCAGCGCCUGUUUGAGAAGCAGUCUUUGAAGUAUAAGCGCGAUACUCUGCAGCGACACCGUGGUAUUCCUGCUGUGGUGAUUGAGCCCUACGCCCCCAACGGAUGGGAGCGGUACGCGGAUGCGGGUAUCUGCGUGACUCGCUUCGGCCACAGCCUUCCGGGCAAGGCUGCAUACAAAUUCUUCGGGUUUGAGAUUGAUACGCUGACCAGCAAGGUGGCCAACUAUCUUCAGCAGAUCCAGGAAGAUGAGUUCCUCCGCGGCGAGUUUGUCGAACUAUGA